Hippocampus zosterae (dwarf seahorse) is the source of this 1384-nucleotide messenger RNA. RefSeq lists its product as uncharacterized. The transcript has a single exon. Gene Ontology annotation, biological process: neuropeptide signaling pathway. The record is from RefSeq and is a predicted model, not a curated record. Lineage: Eukaryota; Metazoa; Chordata; Actinopteri; Syngnathiformes; Syngnathidae. The coding region runs from base 359 to 1300 and encodes 313 amino acids. Gene Ontology annotation, cellular component: neuron projection; membrane. Gene Ontology annotation, molecular function: neuropeptide binding; G protein-coupled receptor activity.
AAUACACUCUUCAUAUGCUCACUUUUUCAUAAUACUGACGUAGUCAAUAUGCAUUUGUAGAUGUCAGUCAGUGAGAAAAAAAACAUCCCAACAACAUGCCACUGCCCCAAAUCCAACCCGAACGAAGCUCUCGUCUCUGGGUGGCACUUAUGAAAAGCUCAGAGGUGAAAAUUUAAUGAUGCCCAGCCUUCAAAUUUUUCCUUCCUGCUUUUUGUUUUACCGUUUGGAUAAUGAACACAGCCAGUCCACCAAUCGGCAAGCUCCCAGCAUCUCUGAGUACUCCAUAACAAGAUUGUUUGGUCUCAGACAGAUAGAGGGAGAGUCUUUCUAAACCUUGCACCGAUCACACGUAACUUUAAUGAUGCUGAAAGGUUCUUUCCACCUCCUGACUUUAAGAGUCUUAAUGUCUUGCAUUGGCUUUGUGGGGAAUGUUUUUCUCAUCUUCUCCAUAAUUCAGACCAGGGUCUCCUCGGUCAAGACGUUUCAGCUGUUUCUUCUAGGGCUGGCUUCAGCCAACCUGGAGGAGAUUGUCAUUGUCAACAUCUAUGACAUUAUCAUUCUUCAGAAGUCCUACGAGGUCGUGGAGGCAUGGUUGUGCCGCUCGCUGAAAUUCUUGACGGUGUUGGGGGAAAUCGGCAGCAUCCUCUUCACCGUCCUCAUCAGCAUCUAUCGCUACCAGAAACUCAGAUACGCCAACAAGAGAGUCCACCUUCCCAUCUGCCUGGAUAACAUCCAUGCCGCUUGGACAGCAAUUGGGCUUUGCAUUGGUAUCUCCAUCGUCUUGAGUGCUCCCAUUUUUGUCAUGAACUUGCAAGGCUCGACAGGGAAUCUCAAGGGGAACUAUACAUGGAAUCACACGGGAUGCCCGCCGGACUUCUUUCUAUGCAACAACAACCACUGUCCGACGGUUAACCGCGUUUACAAGUACACCUUCAUUCUGUUGUGUUACCUGUUGCCUCUGACUAUUGUGACGCUUACAAGUUGCCUCAUCGUCACAGUGUUGCUUGGCCCCAGGACCACAGUGAAGCCCAUCACCACCGUGAGUGGCUUGACCCAGAAUCAGAAAAGGUGUAACGUUCGAGGGCUCCGCCGGAGCACCAUUGCAAUCCUGGUGGCAAUGACAUUGUUUCAGGUAGAUUGGACUCUUUAUUUGGUUUUCCAAAUGACUUUCACCGCCACUGACUUUCCUUUUUGGGCAGAAUUGGAAUUCUUUAUUUCAACGUCCUACACAUCCAUCAGUCCAUAUGUGUUUGGUAUUGGUAAAAGCAUGUUUUCCAACAAGAACUUUUGCAAAAAGUAAUUGUUUUGAUGUUGUCUCAUUAAGACUGUCAUAAAAAAUAAAAAACUGUCAAUGCAACAUUUGCACUUUAGGACAGUUGUCAAG